AUGUCAAAUGAAUUGCCGAAGAAUUAGUCAAUAGGACAAUAUAAUUUUAGCAGGACUUUGGGACAGGGAACCUUCGGAAAAGUGAAAUUGGCAACCCACAUUCUGACCGGAGAGAAAGUUGCAAUCAAGAUAUUAGAAAAGUAGAAGAUUUGCGAUCAAUCCGAUAUUGAACGCGUGACUAAGGAGAUUCAAAUAUUGAAGAAGGUGCGUCAUCCAAACUUGGUCCAAUUGUAUGAGAUAAUAGAGACGCCCAAAUAGUUGUUUCUAGUUAUGGAAUAUGUAAACGGAGGAGAACUCUUUGAUUAUAUCGUCCAAAAUCAACGUAUUAAAGAUGUCGAAGCAAUCAGAUUUUACAGUUAAUUAAUUUCAGGCAUCGAAUAUCUCCACAAACUGCAAAUUGUUCAUAGAGAUCUCAAGCCUGAGAAUCUGAUUCUCGAAGGGAGAGGCAAAAUUAAAAUCAUCGACUUCGGCUUAUCGAAUUUUUAUCAUCAAGAUGAGUUAUUGAAGACAGCAUGUGGAUCACCUUGUUAUGCUGCUCCAGAAAUGAUUGCUGGCAAAAAGUACCAUGGCCUACAAGUCGACAUCUGGAGUUCAGGCGUAAUCCUAUUUGCCAUGUUGGCAGGAUAUCUUCCUUUUGAAGAUCCCAAUACAUCUUAGUUAUACAAGAAAAUAAUAUCAGGAGAUUUUAAAUUUCCCAAAUACAUUUCAGGGGAGGCUAAGGAUCUAAUCAAGAAUAUAUUGAAUGUCGAUCCACAGAAAAGGUACACGAUAGCAGACAUUCGUAAACACAGCUGGUUUAGUUUUUACAAUUAAAAAAUACCAACUGGCCUCAUUGUUGGUUAACAUAGAAUCCCAAUUGAUCCUGACAUAGUUAAAUAGAUGAUUCAAUAUGGAAUCUAAGUUGAAUACGCUGAAAAAUGUGUUGAAACUAAUCGACAUAAUCAUGUGACAACUACAUAUUAUCUGUUAUUGAAAAAGCAUAUAUUAGCAGGCAAUAAGACGAUUGCAGACGUAAACUCAGAAUAAUUUGAACCUCAAAAAAUAUCGAUUAGGUAAUCUACACAGACGGAUAGAAGGUACGUUAAUUAAAUCAAUCCUCUACCCUUGAUAUAACGAAAAUCAAGACACACCUAAUAAAGGGAUGAUUCUCCUGUAGACACAAAACCUAGAUUAAAUAUUUCAGUCAAUACUCAUAACACUAUCUAAUAAUAGUAGUCUCCAACCAUUAUGAAUCAAUCUGUGGAUGUGAAGAGGAAGGACAUGAGGGAUUUUUAGAAGACUACGCUCUUGGAAACUAGUUUAUUAUAAUAGUCUAAUGAUGUUAAGGUUUUGAAAUUGAAGACUCCUGUAUGUAGGAAUUAUAUAAUGGGUGACUAUUACACUAGAUUUGAAAGGAAAUCUAGAAAUCAAGAUAGAAAGAAAUCAAUGGAUUAGGAUUAAACUUGCUUUAGAACAUUUUAUAAGGGAAGUCCUAUUCCAAAAAGAUGA
This is a messenger RNA of Paramecium tetraurelia, 1488 nucleotides long. RefSeq lists its product as uncharacterized. NCBI's taxonomy places the organism in Eukaryota, Ciliophora, Oligohymenophorea, Peniculida, Parameciidae. Gene Ontology annotation, cellular component: cytoplasm. The record is from RefSeq and is a predicted model, not a curated record. Gene Ontology annotation, molecular function: ATP binding; protein serine/threonine kinase activity. The transcript has 6 exons. Gene Ontology annotation, biological process: intracellular signal transduction; protein phosphorylation.